This is a messenger RNA of Vitrella brassicaformis, 1669 nucleotides long. The record is from the annotation of a GenBank genome assembly. NCBI's taxonomy places the organism in Eukaryota, Vitrellaceae.
CGCGAAUGAGUGAGAUGACUGGGUGUGCGGUAGGCAACUGCCUUGUUGACUUGCCAGAUUCGUAUGGCACUCGCUGUUUUCAAUACCCUCUACACACACCCCUGCCAUCAUCCUUCUUCGCCGACACCGUCGAGCGCCUCUACGGCAUCCCUGUCGAGUCGCAGCGCCUGGUCAUCAACGGCCUGGAGCUCUCGAGCCACCCCUUCAUCCAGCCGUCCCUCAUCGACCAAGGAUGCUCGUUGAAGGUGCUGUUGCGUCUGGUGGGCGGCAAGGGGGGAUUCGGGUCGCUGCUGCGGGGCCAGAAGGGUCGUCAGAAGAAGACCACCAACUUCGACGCCUGCCGUGACCUCUCCGGCCGCCGCAUCCGCCACGCACAGGCGGUGAAGCGCAUCAAGGACUGGCUGGAGAAGAAGAAACAGGACGACGAUCUCGUCAAGGCGCUGGGUGGGGGGGAAGCGGCCGUGACCAAGCAGCCGCACCAGCCGCAGCAGCAGCAGGCAGCUCCUGCUGUCGGUCUGGACGGCACGUACAUCAAGGCUUUGAAGCAGCGUGCGGGGACGAUGAAGGACAUCGUGCGGGAGGGGCUGACUGAGGAAAGGAAGCGCACCGCCGAGCUGGCCAAGAAGCGGCCGCAGCCGUCGGGCAACAUCAAGCGCCUGUGGUUCGAAGAUCCAUCACUCAUCGACGACGAGGAUGCCGAACAAGACCAGGACACCAAGGAGGAGGAGAAGGCAAAGCCGGCGUCGUCGUCUCUCUCGCCGCCCAAGAAGAUGCCACCCACCGCCUUCAAGGCGCCUCCGCCCGUCCCCGCCCGCUCCGCUCCCCCCACCCCCUCUGUCCCCUCCAAGACCCCCGACACGCCCAUCGACAGACCCCCGAGCGUGAACAACGCUGGCACGUCUGAGUCGCCGCUGCCGGCCAUCGACCAGCUGAAGCUGACAUCUUCUCCCUCCCCCACACCCACACCCGCACCCGAUGAGAGAGAGGGCAUGGAGAUCGACGAGAGGAAGAAGGAAGAGGAUGCCAGGUGGGAGAGGGAGGCGGCGGCCAUCGACGUGUCGGCUGCGAGCGGGGCGUGGGAGUCGGCUGAGGGGCUGCUGGAGGUGUACCAUGCGGAUGUGAUCAAGCACAAGCUCAAGCAGCUGGGGCUCAAGUGUGGCGGCACGCCGCUGGCGCGGGCGCAGCGGCUGUUUUUGCUCAAGACCACACCGAUCGACCAGCUGCCCAAGAAACUCAUGGCCAAGAAGACCUAACAACAUGGCAAGAUGGCAAGAUGGGAUGGGAUGCACGUAGCGUAGCGAGCGGCGAAGGGGGGAGGGGCGGUGUAGCUUGCGUGAGAAAGAGGGGCGGGUUGUGGUCGUUGUUGGUGCGCUGCGGUGAUGGUUGUUGCGAGCCCUAUUGGUGCUGGUUUGGAUUGCCGUGUUUGCCGAUUUCAUGCGAACGUUUGUGUGACCAGAUUGUGCAUCGUGGGUGUGUUCGGUCGGCUGAGAUCGAUUACACACGCGGUGCACGAGUCGGGCGAAGACAGACGUUCGCUUGGAGGCGGGCGGAAGACGAUGCGUGUUGGAUGUUUGCCAGACUGGCCAUGCGUGACAGGCGUGUGUGUCAAUUCUUGAAGGACUGUCUGUUGCCAUGGUCCGGUCCUCUUUCAGUUACUUACUUGCACACG